Molecule: messenger RNA, 2085 nt
Organism: Aspergillus pseudoviridinutans
Lineage: Eukaryota; Fungi; Ascomycota; Eurotiomycetes; Eurotiales; Aspergillaceae
Product: HET domain-containing protein
Exons: 2
Coding region: 1-2085 (694 amino acids)
Source: RefSeq, a predicted model, not a curated record
AUGGGGUCUACCGUAAAGAAGCACAGGCAGCCAACGUCGGCUUCAAAACGCCGCGACAAACCUGCGCGAGCUAUCGAGGAGCGCGUACCGCAUAUUAGACCCAUUCGCGGCAGCCCACAACGGCGAAGCCUCGCUCGGCAGACACAGUCCGGAGGAUCAUCUACAGGGGCUCAUCCCGUUUCAGUGUUCGCCUAUGAGAAGCUCCAGUUAGACGACUCUAUUCGGGUUAUUGAUUUGCAACCAGGUUCCGCUCACGAUCCUCUAGAAUGCCGCCUGUAUGAGUACCCUUUAGGACAGAGACCAAACUGGCCACAUCGAUACGAGGCCGUCUCCUAUGUCUGGGGCUCCGUGGAAAAAACUGGGAGCAUUAUCUGUAACGGUGCAUUUUUGCCGAUCACAGCAAGUCUCGAACAGGUGCUGCUAAGAGUUCGCCUAUCGGAGUCAAGUAGGACAUUGUGGGCAGACGCAAUUUGUAUCAACCAGGAUGAUGUCUUGGAGAAGAAUCAGCAGGUUAGUAUCAUGGACAAGAUAUAUGAAGGGGCCAGAACUGUGCUUUUCUGUCUCGACGGAGAUACCUCGCGAGAUACGCGCGCCAUGAAGGUACUCAAGAAAAUCAACAAUAUAUUUGAGACCUGGCUGCGCCACUUCAAGAGUCCACCGAAAGCUGACUUCGAGCCGAGACGAUUCUCAGCACAAGUGUCCCCUGCAAUGUUCCAUUCCAUCUCGCAGAAUGAGUGGGAAGAAACAAUCAGUCUGCUCAGCUGCGACUGGUGGUCUCGAGCAUGGGUUCUCCAAGAAUUCGGAUUAGCAUACCAGGGCGAGUUUCUCUAUGGCCGGGAGACCAUCGAUAAAAUGUCCAUAGAGCUUUUCGUCUCGAUGAUGGCCUUCGCCGGCUCUCGACUACCUGUUUACCAAACGUACCACUUGAAGGGCGCCAUUCUAACGCGAGCGUUCAACGUUGUUUUCUUGUACAAGUAUCAAAUGUUCGUCGAUUUAAACGACAGGGUUGAUUACCUGGACAUCCUGCAGGCUUCGCGGACAAGCAUAGCAAGUGUUAAACACGACUACAUCUAUGCAACCCUGGGACAUCAAGCAGCUCGCAAAUUUUACCGCCAUGACAAUACGCAGGCAGAUCAAACGAAGGAAAAUUCAUCACAUGUGCAGCCUGACUACGCGAAGAGGCCAUCUCUCGUAUUUAAAGAAGUUUCCGAGGCAAUAUUGACAGAGACUGGCAACCUGCGACUCCUCGCAGCUGUCGAACAGGACGAACAUACCAUCAUGCUGGAGGGUCAUCCUUCAUGGGUCCCCAGAUGGGACACCCGCAAACACUGCAUUACACUGGGAGACGGAUUGAAUACCACCAGUGAAGAACUCGCCUACAACGUGUCUCCUGGGUCUUCCACACUCCAGCGUAUCUCCGUCGAGGGCGACGUCCUAAUGGUGCGAGGGUUUGAGUUCGAUGAGAUUGUCAGUUGCAUCGUAUCCGUCCCGUUCGAGCGCUAUGGCAAAAAUCUCGAGGCACUCGACAUCAAGAUGUCUAGCUCCAUACACGAUAUACUUGAGCAUCUACACGACAUCAGCUCGCCAUACACAGACCAGGAUCCGAAGGAAUUCACCAACGGGCUGGCCACAGCGUUAGGGCGUACGCUAACGGCCGGACUGACUAACUGGAGCGCUGUGCAGAGCUCUAUGUUCUUGCACGGUCCCGCGGCGAUAUCGGACGAGGAGACACUAGAUGCGAAUUUCGCCGCCUUUAUCUCGCGUUCUGUAGCCCAGCGCACACGUGCAUCAAAGGCGGGGAAGGGCGAUCGUCUCCAGUUCCUCAUGGACAUGCAGGUGGUCAUGGCGAAUCGGCAGGUCUUUAUCACGAAACGCGGCUUUCUAGGAAUCGGACCGCGCGCCUUGAAGGAGGGCGACAUCUGCUGCAUCCUAUUUGGGGCCAUGGUACCUAUAAUACUACGGCGGAAGCCCAACGGUCGAUAUGUGCUUGUUGGCGAAAGUUAUGUGCACGGCAUUAUGCAGGGCGAGACGAUGGGAGCCUUUCGCGAGGGACAGUUCGACGUAGUAGACUUCGGUCUUGACUAG